Messenger RNA from Acipenser ruthenus (sterlet), 1701 nucleotides. Its product is annotated as zona pellucida sperm-binding protein 4-like. The record is from RefSeq and is a predicted model, not a curated record. The coding region runs from base 37 to 1665 and encodes 542 amino acids. The transcript has 12 exons. Gene Ontology annotation, cellular component: egg coat. Gene Ontology annotation, biological process: prevention of polyspermy; binding of sperm to zona pellucida. NCBI's taxonomy places the organism in Eukaryota, Metazoa, Chordata, Actinopteri, Acipenseriformes, Acipenseridae. Gene Ontology annotation, molecular function: structural constituent of egg coat; acrosin binding.
GCGCCGUUUCUCUUCAGUCUCUUGGAGGAAUACACAAUGGAGAGGUCUGUCAGUUUUGCUGCUUUGUGGACGGGCUUGUGUUUGCUGCUGAGCGGUAUGGAUUUGUCCUUGGCCGCGCAGGGCUACCAGGCUACGGUUGUUUGUGGUGAUCGAUACAUGGAUUUGCGAGUCUCUGCGGUACAGUCUGCCAGAUUGUCUGUGAGAUUCCAAGUCCCAGAUCAAACAAACCAGAUGGUCGAUGUCUCGGUCCUCUAUUCCUGUGGUUAUUCUGCCUUCAGUGAUUUGGAUGGGUCUGCAGUCUUGCGGGUAAUGCGCACUGCCUGCUAUAUCCAGGUUGUGGGCGGGUACCACGUUCAGAAUGUUGACGUUACUGGGGUAACCGUGCAAGGAAGCGUUAUCAAAGACCGCAUUAUCAUGAGGUGCAUGGCUCCAGGUAGUAAUCCCAGAGACUGCCAGGUUGCUGAGAACGAGAAGCUUUCCUGUGGUGAUGGUUUCGUUAAUGAAACUGCUUGUACAGAGACCGGUUGCUGCUUUGAUAGGAAUGCACCGGUAGCCUGCUAUUACUCAAACAGCGUGACUGUCCAGUGCACCAGAGAUGGCCAGGUUGUGGUUGUGGUGUCCAGGAAUGCUACCAGACCCCAGCUGAGUCUGGGUUCAGUCAGCAUGCUCGGGGGUAGAAAUCCGCCAUGCAACCCUGUCCGCACCUCCUCUGCCUUCACAAUGUUCAAAUUCCCAGUCAGUGCCUGUGGCACCACUAUGAAGCGUCGCGGCUCAGACGUGGUGUAUGAAAACAUCAUGUCUGCCUUUAUUGAUGUGAGGACUGGACCCGGGGGCUCCAUCACAAGGGACAGCACUUACAAGCUGCUGUUGCAGUGCCAGUAUGCAGGGAACAAGUCUGUUCCUCUGCAGGCUGUGGUCUACACCAUUGCACCUCCCCCUCCAGUAGUGGCACAAGGACCGCUCCGUGUGGAACUCCGGAUUGCAAGAGAACAAUCUUAUGGUUCCUACUACACCUCUCUUGACUAUCCCGUCACCUAUGUCCUCCGGGAGCCUGUGUACGUUGAGGUUCGCAUCUUGGAGAGGACGGACACCAACAUCGUCCUGACUCUGGAUGACUGCUGGGCUACCUCCACCCCCAGCCCUCUCGGCAAGCCCCAGUGGAACCUUCUGGUUGAUGGGUGCCCAUACAGAGAUGACAACUACCUGACCAGCUUGGUUCCUGUUGAUGCUGCCACCUCCAGACUGCCAAACCCAACGCACUACAAGCGGUUUGUGCUCAAGAUGUUCACCUUUGUGGAUCCUGUCUCGCGACGAGCCUUGAAGGAAAUGGUCUACAUACACUGUAGUGCAGCUGUGUGCUAUCCUUCUUUGGGGUCCUGUGAUGCCACCUGCACUAAACCAAGGAACGUCCGAGAUGCACCCCUGCAGACGGUGAGAAAGGAAGCUGCUCCUUCCAAGCAGACUGCAGUGGCUUCCAGUGGAGCCGUGAUCCUGACUGCUCCAGAUGCCCGUGCUUUAGAGAGCUGGGAUUUUGAAAGCGAAGUUCCUCAGUCCCUCGGUUAUGGUUUGAUGGGAGUCGCAGCCUCCGUUGUGCUUGUGGUCUUCGUUCUGGUGCCGGUAGCUGUAUGGAGACUGAAACCUCGGGUGGAAGAAACAAAACUGUGAAUGAAGCUUAUUGUGUUUAAUAAAACAUAAAACGUC